CGUGCAUUACUAGUCUCUUCUUUAAUCUCUCUUCAUCUUUCUCGCGCCUAAAAGCUUCUCUCUCUUUAAUGGCGUUUUAAUUAAAAACUGGAUCUUUCUCCCUAAAGGCAGCUCCUUUCCUUUCCUUCUUCUUCUCUCAUGGCGUUUCUCAGAGCUUUCUCGUUCCUGUUUCUGCUCUUCAUCUCCGUUUCCUCUGCCGCAACCUCAGAAAGGAGCUCACUUUUGUCCUUCAAAGCCUCCCUCGAGAACCCAUCAGCUCUCUCUUCAUGGAACCGCUCGUCUCCCUCCCCCUGCAGCUGGGUCGGCGUCACUUGCCGUUUCGGGAAAGUGAACUCUCUCUCUCUCCCUUCAAUGUCUCUAAAAGGAAACCUACCUCCUUCCCUCUUCUCCUCCCUCCCUUUCCUCACCGACCUCGACCUCUCCGACAACUCCCUCUCCGGCCUCAUCCCUCCUCAGCUAGGCCGCCUGAAACACCUCCAAACCCUCUCCCUCUCCGGAAACUCCCUCACCGGCCCCCUCCCGAGUCGACUCGUCGGGAGCUUGCCUCGCCUCCUCUACCUCGACCUGAGCGACAACCGCCUCUCCGGCCCUCUCCCUCCCUCCUUCCUCCUCAGCUUCCCGUCUCUCUCCUCCCUCGACUUCUCCAACAACUCUCUCUCCGGCCUUAUCCCUCCGGAGAUCGGGAAGUUGAGCAACCUCUCCGACCUCUACAUGGGAGAGAACAAACUCUCCGGCCUCAUCCCGCCGCAGAUCGGUGACCUCUCCUCCCUCAAGAACUUCAUCGCUCCGUCUUGCCUCUUCAAAGGACCGUUGCCAAACGAAAUCUCGAACCUCAAGAGUUUAGCAAAGCUCGACCUUUCUUACAACCCACUCAACUGUCCCAUCCCCAAAUCAAUCGGAGAGUUACAUAACCUCACAAUGCUGAACCUCGUCUCAACCGAGCUCAACGGUUUGAUCCCUAGGGAGAUUGGUGAGUGUAAGUCUCUCAAAACGUUGAUGCUUUCCUUCAACGACCUCUCUGGGGGUUUGCCUUUGGAGCUAUCAGAGAUUCCUUUGCUGUCGUUCUCCGCUGAGAAGAAUCGCCUCUCUGGUCGGUUGCCUUCUUGGAUCGGUGAAUGGAAAGAAAUCGAGUCGCUUCUGCUUUCUAGCAACCGGUUCUCAGGAGAGAUCCCUCAUGAGAUUCAGUUUUGUCCAGUGCUGAAGCAUCUUAGUUUAGCUAACAACUUGUUAACCGGUUUGAUUCCUAGAGAGCUUUGUGGUUCAGGCGCGUUGGAGGAUAUUGACCUCUCUGUGAACUUCCUCUCUGGAGGGAUCCAUGAGGUAUUCGUUGGAUGUACUAAUCUUCAACAGCUGGCUCUUACCAACAACGAGAUCAACGGUUCUAUACCUGAGUAUCUUUCUAACCUGAUGGCGCUUGACUUGGACUCAAACAACUUCACUGGAGAGAUCCCUGUGAGUCUCUGGAACUCGACGAACUUAAUGGAGUUUUCAGCUUCUUACAACCGUCUAGGAGGGUAUCUACCUCCAGAGAUAGGCAAUGCAGUGUCCUUAAAGAGGCUUGUGCUCAGUGAUAACCAGCUCAGAGGUGUGAUCCCAAGAGAGGUUGGGAAGCUGACUUCUUUAUCGUUCUUAAACCUGAAUUCAAAUGAGCUUCGAGGAGAGAUACCAACCGAGCUCGGAGACUGUACUUCUCUGACUACAUUGGACCUCGGCAAAAACAAUCUCCAAGGAGAGAUUCCAGUAAAGAUCACUGCUCUUGCUCAGCUUCAGUGUCUUGUCCUCUCUGACAACAACCUCUCCGGCUCCAUUCCUUCGAAGCCUUCCGCUUACUUCCACCAGACGGAGAUGCCUGAUCUGAGCUUUCUCCAGCACCGUGGGAUAUUCGAUCUCUCCCACAACGGACUCACCGGUCCUAUACCUGAAGAGCUUGGCGGCUGUGUAGUAGUAGUUGAGAUUUUACUAAGCAACAAUCGCCUCUCUGGAGAGAUCCCAUCUUCGCUCUCACGUCUAACCAACUUGACAAAUCUUGAUCUCUCUGGAAACAGCCUCACCGGGUCCAUUCCUCAAGAGUUAGGCCACUCUCCUAAGCUCCAGGGACUCAACUUGGCGAGUAAUCACCUCAAUGGGCCUAUACCGAAGAGUUUCGGCCUUUUGGGUAGCUUGGUGAAGCUGAACUUGAGCAAGAACAAGCUUGAUGGUUCUCUUCCCGCUUCUCUUGGGAACUUGAAAGAGCUGACGCACAUGGACUUGAGCUUUAACAAGCUAAGCGGCGAGCUUCCUUCAGAACUCUCUAAAAUGCUCAACUUAGUGGGAAUCUAUAUUCAGCAGAACAGGUUCUCAGGGUCUGUAGAAACACUCUUCUGCAGCUCACUGGCGUGGAAGGUUGAGACAGUGAACUUCAGCGUUAACUUGUUAACAGGAAGCUUGCCGAGAUCGUUGGGGAACUUGUCGUACUUGACAAACUUGGAUCUGCACCAGAAUCACUUCACAGGAGAGAUACCUUCAGAGCUUGGGAGUCUCAUGCAGUUAGAGCUCCUUGACUUGUCUGAGAACAACAUCUCCGGAGAUAUACCAACGCAGAUAUGUGGAUUGGCUAGUCUACGGUUCUUGAAUUUGGCUAAGAACAGGUUACAAGGAGAAGUACCGAGCGAAAGUGUUUGUAAUGAUCCUUCCAAGGCAAUGUUCUCUGGAAACAAAGCGUUGUGCGGGAGAGUGAUUGGUUUGGAUUGCAAGAGUGAUGAGACGACUUUGCUAAGUGCUUGGGGACUCUCAGGGAUUGUGAUAGGGAGCAUGAUCAUUGUCCUUGCAGCUGUCUUCUCUCUGCGGAGAUAUGUUACGAGAAGGAGAGUGAACGAUCCAGAGGAAAGCUUCGUCGAUGAUCAGAACCUCUACUUCUUGAGCGGAAGCAGAUCGAGAGAGCCGCUAAGCAUCAACGUGGCUAUGUUCGAGCAGCCGCUUCUCAAGGUGAGCUUAGCAGACAUCGUGGAAGGAACCGACCGUUUCUGCAAGAAGAACAUCAUAGGAGACGGCGGGUUCGGGACGGUUUACAAAGCGUGUUUGCACGGAGGGAAGACAGUAGCGGUUAAGAAGCUGAGCGAUGCCAAGACUCAGGGGAACAGAGAGUUCAUGGCGGAGAUGGAGACUCUAGGGAAAGUGAAGCAUCCGAACCUGGUCUCUUUGAUUGGUUACUGUUCCUUCAGCGAAGAGAAGCUUCUUGUGUACGAGUACAUGGUGAACGGGAGCUUGGACCAUUGGUUGAGGAACCAGACAGGGAUCCUGGACGUGCUGGACUGGUCCAAACGGUUGAAGAUAGCUGUGGGAGCUGCGAGGGGGUUAGCUUUCUUGCACCACGGUUUCAUCCCUCACAUCAUCCACAGAGACAUCAAGGCGAGCAACAUUCUUCUAGACAGCGAGUUCGAGCCCAAGGUUGCGGAUUUCGGGUUGGCGAGGCUGAUCAGCGCGUGUGAGACUCACGUGAGUACCAUCAUCGCGGGCACGUUCGGGUACAUUCCGCCUGAGUAUGGUCAGAGCGCACGAGCGACGACCAAGGGAGAUGUGUACAGCUUUGGGGUGAUUUUGCUUGAGCUGGUGACGGGGAAAGAGCCAACGGGUCCUGACUUUAAAGAGAGCGAAGGAGGGAACUUGGUUGGUUGGGUUGUUCAGAAGAUCAACAGAGGGAGAGCUGUGGAUGUUUUGGACCCUCUGGUUGUGACAGCGGGUUUCAAACAGUCUAUGCUACGUGUGCUUCAGAUCGCUGUGCAUUGUAUUGCUGCGACGCCUGCUAGUCGUCCGAGUAUGUUAGAUGUCCUGAAGUCUCUCAAGGAGAUAUAGUUAGACUUAUGUUGUAUAAGUAACUACAUCAUGUGUGAUGAUGAUGAUGAUGCUAAUGUUAACCUUGUUAAGUUUAUAAAAUCAUCCAACUGAC
Molecule: messenger RNA, 3925 nt
Organism: Brassica oleracea var. oleracea
Lineage: Eukaryota; Viridiplantae; Streptophyta; Magnoliopsida; Brassicales; Brassicaceae
Product: leucine-rich repeat receptor protein kinase EMS1
Exons: 1
Coding region: 139-3831 (1230 amino acids)
Biological process (GO): protein phosphorylation
Molecular function (GO): ATP binding; protein kinase activity; receptor serine/threonine kinase binding
Source: RefSeq, a predicted model, not a curated record